AUGGCCACCGCUACGGAGACACAGUCCAUCAGCAGGGCUCGUCGCGCAAAUUUGUCACACACCACGAAGGUCGAGGACAGAGAUACAUCAGAAGAGCUGGGCCACAAGCAACGAUCCGCGGAAGACAAGUUUUUUUGGACAUACACGGAGGAACCUCACCGCACACGGCGGCAAGCCAUCAUAAAAGCGCACAAGGACAUCCUGCAGUUGUGCGGUCCGGAACCGCUGACGAAAUAUGUCGUCCUCUUUGUCGUCCUGUUACAGGUUUUCUGCGCCUAUCUCCUCAAGGACUCUCCGGUCUUCUCAUGGCGAUUCUUCCUCACCGCAUACGUGAUUGGCGCCACGGCGAACCAGAAUCUCUUCCUGGCUAUCCAUGAGAUCAGUCAUAAUUUGGCGUUCCGGACAGCCAUCUACAAUAGACUUCUCGCCAUCUUCGCCAAUCUUCCCAUUGGGAUACCAUACUCUGCCGGAUUUCGGCAGUAUCAUUUGACACACCACAAGUCGUUGGGUGUGGAUGGUGUUGACACAGAUCUUCCUACAGCACUUGAGGCAAUCUUCUUAGACUCGGUUUUCGGCAAAGCGUUCUUCUGCACCUUCCAGCUCUUAUUUUACGCAUUUCGCCCCAUGAUGGUGUACAAGAUUCCCUUUGGACCGAUCCAUUAUUGCAAUAUUGCGGCUCAAGUUGUCUUCGAUAUUCUGCUCGUCCGAUAUGUGGGCUGGAAAGCCUUGUCCUAUCUAAUCAUGAGCUCAUUUCUGGCCGGUUCUCUCCACCCGUGCGCGGCGCAUUUCAUCUCGGAGCACUACGUCUUUGCGAAAUCCACUCUGCAGAACGGAAAGGUGCCGAAAGAUGUGCCUAUUCCAGAGACAUAUUCUUAUUAUGGUCCCCUCAAUGUCCUCACUUACAAUGUCGGGUAUCACAACGAACACCACGACUUUCCAGCCAUCCCUUGGACCCGAUUACCCGAGGUCUAUGAAAGAGCGCGUGAAUUUUAUGAGCCUCUGCCAUGCCACAAUAGUUGGCCUUGGGUGCUGUGGCAGUUCAUCACCGAUAAGGAAGUCGGGAUGUGGUGUCGAGUCAAGAGAGCAGAAGGUGGGCGCAUUGUGGGAGGUUGGCAAGACGCUGAGGUCCAGAGUUGA
Molecule: messenger RNA, 1137 nt
Organism: Fonsecaea erecta
Lineage: Eukaryota; Fungi; Ascomycota; Eurotiomycetes; Chaetothyriales; Herpotrichiellaceae
Exons: 1
Coding region: 1-1137 (378 amino acids)
Biological process (GO): ceramide biosynthetic process
Cellular component (GO): membrane
Molecular function (GO): sphingolipid delta-4 desaturase activity
Source: RefSeq, a predicted model, not a curated record